Molecule: messenger RNA, 2880 nt
Organism: Lasiosphaeria miniovina
Lineage: Eukaryota; Fungi; Ascomycota; Sordariomycetes; Sordariales; Lasiosphaeriaceae
Product: tRNA synthetases class II (A)-domain-containing protein
Exons: 8
Coding region: 1-2880 (959 amino acids)
Biological process (GO): alanyl-tRNA aminoacylation
Cellular component (GO): cytoplasm; mitochondrion
Molecular function (GO): ATP binding; alanine-tRNA ligase activity; aminoacyl-tRNA deacylase activity
Source: RefSeq, a predicted model, not a curated record
AUGGCUGAAGGAGUCCAGUGGACUGGGCCCCUGGUCCGCAAGACCUUCUUGGACUUUUUUGCAGAGAGGGGCCACACCAUCGUGCCGUCGUCGUCGGUCGUCCCUCACAAUGACCCCACUUUGCUGUUCACGAAUGCGGGCAUGAACCAGUUCAAGCCCAUCUUUCUCGGCACCAUUGGCAAGACGGAGGACAUGGCCCAGCUCAAGCGUGCUGUCGAUACUCAGAAGUGCAUUCGCGCUGGUGGCAAACACAAUGAUCUCGACGAUGUUGGCAAAGACAGCUACCACCAUACCUUUUUUGAGAUGCUGGGCAACUGGUCGUUCGGCGACUACUUCAAAAAGGAGGCAAUUGAGUGGUCCUGGGAGCUCCUGACAAAAACCUAUGGCCUAGACCCGAACAGGUUAUACGUUACCUACUUCGAGGGCAACCCUGCAAUGGGUCUCGAACCUGACCUCGAGGCUAAGAAGCUAUGGCUCGAUGUCGGCGUCCCAGCAGACCACAUCAUCCCCGGAAAUAUGAAGGACAACUUCUGGGAGAUGGGCGACCAGGGACCUUGCGGACCUUGCAGUGAGGUUCAUUAUGACAAGGUCGGAGGACGAAAUGCGUCGCACCUUGUAAAUCAGGAUGACCCUCUUGUGGUGGAAAUUUGGAACAACGUCUUCAUCCAGUUCGACAGGCAGGCGGACAAGUCUCUCAAGACGUUGCCCGCACAGCAUGUCGAUACGGGUAUGGGAUUCGAGCGACUGGUCUCCGCGCUCCAGCACAAAUCAUCCAAUUACGCCACCGACAUCUUCACACCCCUAUUCGAGAAGAUCCAAGAAGUCACCAACGCAAGGCCCUACACCGACAAGUAUGGCAAAGAUGACAUGGACGGCAUCGACACCGCCUACCGUGUUAUCGCUGAUCAUAUCCGAUUGCUCUCGUUCGCUAUUGCGGACGGUGCACCCCCAAACAACAUUGGGCGAGGCUACGUAGUCCGCCGCGUCCUCCGCAGAGGCGCGCGGUAUGCACGAAAGUACUUCCAAACAGAAAUUGGGUCCUUUUUCUCCAAAAUUCUACCUGCGCUAGUUGAGCAGAUGGGCGAACAAUUCCCCGAGCUCAUAAAGAAGCAAGGAGAUAUCAAGGAGAUUCUUGACGAGGAAGAAGUAGCAUUCGCCAUUACUCUAGAUCGGGGAGAGAAGCAAUUCGAGAAAUACGCCCAACUCGCCAUCAAGGACGGCCAGAAUAAGCUUUCCGGAGCUGAUGUGUGGAGGUUGUACGACACUUUCGGGUUCCCUGUUGAUCUGACCAAGCUCAUGGCUGAGGAACGUGCCCUCACUAUCGACGAGGGUGAAGUCGAGGUUGCCAAGGAGAAGGCUAGAGAGGCCAGCAAGGCUGUCAAAGACGCAGUGCAGACUUUCACCAAACUCAACGUGCAUCAAAUUGCGGAACUAGAGAGCAGUCUCAACAUUCCGCGCCCAGACUCGGAGCCCAAGUACCUGAAGGGCGAUACAACGGGCAAGGUCCAACUUAUCUUUACCGGCGAAGGGUUCCGCAAGACCAGCAAGGAGCUUCCACCCAAGACACCGCUUGGUUUGAUUCUUGACAGGACCAACUUUUAUGCCGAGUCAGGUGGCCAAAUUGCCGACACUGGCCGUAUUCUAAUCGACGGCGUUGCCGAGUUCAAGGUUCUUGACGUCCAAGAGUUUGGCGGCUACGUGGUACACAACGGCUACCUGGAAUAUGGUGAGCUCACUUCGGGUGACGAGGUCAUCUGUGAGUAUGACGAGCUGCGGCGCCAGCCUAUUCGCAAUAACCAUACUGGCACACACAUUCUCAACCACUCCUUGCGGGAGGUGCUCGGCGAUGAGAUCAACCAGAAGGGAUCCUUAGUUGACCAGGACAAAUUGCGCUUUGACUUCAGCCACAAGACCGGGAUUGCGCUCCCUGAUAUCAGAAAAAUUGAGGAUAUGUCCAACAAGUAUAUUCAGCAAAACUUCAAGACAUACACCAAGGAUGUCGAUCUCGACCUGGCGCGCCAGAUUGAGGGCGUGCGAGCUGUCUUUGGGGAGACAUACCCUAAUCCCGUGCGGGUUGUGUCGAUUGGAAUUGAAGUGGACGAGCUUCUCAGGAACCCGAAGAAUCCGGAUUGGCGGAAAGUCAGCGUCGAGUUUUGCGGUGGUACCCACGUCGACCAAACAGGACUGAUCAAGGACCUGAUCAUUGUCGAGGAGGGCGGAAUCGCCAAGGGCAUUCGGCGCAUAGUCGCGUACACUGGUGAUGGCGCUCACCAGGCCCAGCGUGAAGCUAAGGUAUUCGAUGAGAAGUUGGGUCAUAUCGCUGCGCUCGACUUCGGCCCUCAAAAGGCUGCAGACAUCAAGGCCGCCGCGGUUGAACUCGACCGGCUGUCCAUCUCGGUCCUUACCAAGGAGGAGCUUCGCACCAAGUUCACGCAGAUCCAGAAGGAAGUCGUAGAGGAGCAGAAGAAACGACAGAAGGCCGAGAGCAAGACAGCGCUCGACACAGUCCAGGGGCACUUCAAAGAAGACAAGAAGGAUGCCAAGUACUAUGUCGGCCACCUGCCGAUCUCGGCCAACGCCAAGGCGAUUUCCGACGUCAUGAACUACUACAAGACCAAGGACAAGGAGCGGACAGUCUACGUUUUUGCAGGCAGCAAAGACGACUCCGUCAUGCACGGCGUAUAUGUUGGCACGCACCUCUCAUCUAAGGGCGUCACUGCUGAGCAGUGGACGGCUGCUGUGAGUGAAGUCAUUGGCGGCAAGACGGGCGGCAAAGAGCCCAGUCGCCAGGGCGCGGGUGCCGAGCCCGCCAAACUCGAGGAAGCCGUCGUAAAGGCUGAGCAGUGGCUGCUUGAGAAGCUCAAGGACCUCAGUAUCUGA